Messenger RNA from Sparassis crispa, 3567 nucleotides. RefSeq lists its product as hypothetical. The transcript has 20 exons. The record is from RefSeq and is a predicted model, not a curated record. Gene Ontology annotation, biological process: early endosome to Golgi transport; intra-Golgi vesicle-mediated transport. The coding region runs from base 1 to 3567 and encodes 1188 amino acids. Gene Ontology annotation, cellular component: TRAPPII protein complex. NCBI's taxonomy places the organism in Eukaryota, Fungi, Basidiomycota, Agaricomycetes, Polyporales, Sparassidaceae.
AUGCCUUCUGCGUCGCAGAGGGUCUUAGUGACAUACGCUGCGCCAGCUGUGUUUCUUUCGACAGACCACUGGAAACAACUCUAUGCAGCUCUACUGUCGCAAUUGCCUCUGCGCAACAUACACUGGAAGUCUCCGUCCCGACCUACCAUCCGCACCAUCCAAGAAUUGGAUGUCAAGUUCGUCGCCUCGGAGAGCUUUCGGGACGAACCUUCGUCCCAGGUCCCACAGACUCUGCUGGAGAAACCUUUGCUCAAUCUAUACAUUGUAGCGUGCGAGGAUAACGAAACAUACAAGAACUCCGUGAAGAGGCAGAUCAGAGACUGGCACGCGUCUGUUUCUCAGCGCAAGAACCAAGAAUGGCUGAUCAUCCAUAUUGUACGGCCUGAAGGCAAAGCCACGCAAGGAAGGAUGUUCCAGAUGAAGGCAUCUGUACUCGAUAGGAUCAGAGCUGACUUCAAUGCGGACAAGAGAGACAGAUGUGUGCAGCUGGUCUGGGCAACGGACUACGAGAGUCCUACUGCGUGGGCUGAGCUCAUCAGCAAAGUCAAGGAAGGCAUUCUGUCGGCCUUCGACUCCGCCCUUACACAGCGGGAAGAGGAGGUCAAGCGUUCCGAGGGUCAGCGACAAAUGCCUGGAUGGAAUUUUUGUACUUUCUUCAUAUUGAAGGAAAGUCUUGCAAUGUCGUUUGAAGGCAUGAAUUUGUUCGAAGAUGCCCUCCAACAAUAUAACGAACUCGAGGCUGCCUUCUUCCAGGUACUCCGAGAGAAGAACCUUUCGUGGUUCGGAGCCCUUAUCUCGCCAAAUCCUAAGGACGACUCCUUGCCUCUCCUGUCUGUUGCGAAGAAGCCAUAUCGCGAUUUAAUUCUUGCUAAUUCAAUAUCAGUCUUCGACUUCCGAACGUACUUACUGGCUAGGCAAUGCAACAUUUUGAGUAAACUUGGAGAUGUGGUCGAAAUCGGGAGCAAGGCUGUCACAUUUCUGAGCAAUUUUGGCAGGCGUCUUCGAGAGAUUGACGAUACACUGCCUGCCUUUUUCGUGGAGUCAUGGACGUACUCGUCUGCGCUCAGCGUGGUCGAGCAAUGUGACACUUGGGCGAGCAAGCAUCAGAUGGAUAAAGCAGGUUUGGCCCGUUUCAGUGCUGUAAAGGGAGAGCUACUUGACCUAGCGCGACAACAGCUCGAUGUCAUUGGGAUAAAAGUUGGAUAUUUACCCUGCCGCCCUCCCUUCACCAUUCCCUUCCCACUAGAGCGGACUACUGGCUCAAACGCGCAAGAAAAACGCAAUUCUCAAAGCAUCUCGUGCGGGGACCUCCUCUCAUCUUUGCAUGACAAGGAGACAUUCUACGACCUCUACGUUCAGAUUACAAAUCGUGCCAUAGAGUUGUACGCCAGCGCAGGAAGACGUAAGUUUGCGCUGAAGCUGCACGGCAGUCUAGCUGCUCUAGAUGUCCACCGCAACCGGCUAUCCAGCUCUUUCCAGACGUACAAAUCUCUCCCGGCGCACUAUGCUCCGCAUGGAUGGACUUCUCUGGAGGCGUUCAUGCUCACACACGCGCUGAAUGUGCAUGCUUCCGCCAAGCAGACCAAAGACGUAGACUGGAUACACCUCGUUCUAGAAUUUCUGAAAGCAUACGUCGAGGAUAUAGGGAAAGAUCUAUUGACAGACGAGGCUGACCGCAGGUCCUACGUCUCUGGUCUCUUCUCUGGUCUCGUAGAAGCUGCGGAAGGGCUGCAGUCAGACAUGUUCCAAUUGGACCAUCCCGCGAUAUCAAUCAGUGUCGCCGACAAAAAUGCGCGAUUGGCGGAAACACGGGACGGCGCGUUGGUAGAUGUGCUGGUGCACAAUCAUUUACCCUGUGACCUACCCAUCGAUGAAGUGACAAUUAUUGUAAUUGGUCGUGAAGGCACUAAGCUAUCGUUCUCCGAGAAACCGGGUGCUCUUGCAUCGGGAUCAACCAAACUGACUCUCUUCUGCCCAUCGUCAGCUUCGGGGACGUACGCCCUUCACAGCAGUCAGAUCAAGAUUGCCCGCCUCGUUCUUCAAUGGAAGGAUAAUAUGAUUUCGACUUGGAUCAAACAGCAGUCGGUAUUCAAGAGGCUCCCAUCCCUCGUGCGGAUACCAAAGGAUCUUCAUGCUCUGGACGUGCGUCUACGCCAACCACCUCGCAUUGAACUCGGCACCCCUCCGUGUAUCAUGGUCAUCAUCCGCACCGGACGGAACGACAUUUCUACUGUCACUUUAAAGCUUUCCGCUCCCUCUGGUAUUCGGUUCCACUUUGCAGAUACUAGCUUGGAAACUGAACAGGAUGCUACUGUCCACUCCACCGACGCUUCUGUCACUCUUACUGACGUUGGGAAUGGGAAGGCCGUCGUUAUGUCGAUACCUCAUUCUGAUGCCUCCAGCCUCCAGUUCAUGAGAGUCAAUAUCAGUGUCGAAUAUGUAACGUCUGCGGAGCCGACAAUUACCAGAAUACUCAAGUUGGGAAGGGUAGUUGCCACAGGGUUACCCGUCACCAUCAAUGUCGAAGAUUUUUUUCGCGGUACAAGGCUAUUCACCCGUUUCACUCUAUCCACCACGUCUCACCAGCACAUUCGCAUCCGGUGCACUCGACUACAGCCUAUUAAGUACGAUGCUGAUGGCGUCAAGAUUACGAGCUGUCUCUCUCAGAAACCUGCCAUCGUCACAAUCACGCCGAAUCAACCGGGGAAGUUCUUGUUCCAGCUUGACUCUGCAAGAGGGCAAGGGCGGGAGUCAUUGCAGCUGCAAAUAGAAUACCGGAUGCUUCGUGAAGAAGUGGAAUCUUUAGUUGAUCUCUCAGUACAACAAGUCUUGUUGGAAUCACCAUCACUGGAGCCUCAUUGCGAUGAGCUCAUUGACAAGGUGAUACAAGCCCUUGAAGGUGAUGCAAAGUGGAUUGAACUGUAUAGUAUCACCGGAGAGCUCGUGGUCCCCGGGUUGCCCGACGAAGAAGGUGAGGUGGGUGCUGCACUACAUCGACUCAAAGAGAUUCUCAGCAUGGACAGAUCAGGUCAAUUUACAUUCGGAGAAUGGCGAGAAGUUAUCAUUCCGGUUGACGUGCCGCGGAUGCAUAUACUCGCUGCUGCUCGUCUGCAAAUCCUUCCCAAUCCAUUCUCCACGGUGUCAGUUGGCAAGGUACCUCGUUUAUUUGCUGGUCAACCUAUAUCUGCUGUGGUUUCUGUCACGACUUCGUUCCACUGGGCACCAGCAGAAGACUCGAACAACGAGACAUACCACUUGCGCUACGACAUCGAGGAGAUGACACAGGAUUGGCUAGUCUGUGGGCGCAAAAGGGGAGAUUUCAUCGCGAAGGACGGACAAACGUUCACGAUAGCCAUAACUCUUAUUGCACUACAUCAUGGGGAACUUGCCCUUCCGAAAGUUGGGAUCACGGCGCUACCAAUUCCAGGCGAGAUGAGGAUGAGGUCCAUGGUCCUACCGAGCUGUGAGACGUACCAGUUGCACGGUGCGGAGAGAGUACUUGUAUCGCCUAGGGGGGGUCGGAGUACGUUCGUAGUCAGUAUGGGGCAGGAAGGCGUAGUUGCUUGA